Messenger RNA from Entrophospora sp. SA101, 2457 nucleotides. NCBI's taxonomy places the organism in Eukaryota, Fungi, Glomeromycota, Glomeromycetes, Entrophosporales, Entrophosporaceae. The record is from the annotation of a GenBank genome assembly.
AUGUCAGACCAAGAGGCUGAUGAUAAUUUCGAAGAAGAUAAUGAUUUUAUUAAUAAUGAUAAUUCCAAUUCACAAAGAACAACAUUUCAAGAUUUGGGUGUAAAUCAAUGGUUAAUUGAUUCUUUAAAAGCUAUGUCAAUAAAGUAUCCAAGUGAAAUACAAAAACAUUGUAUACCACCUAUACUAUCAGGUAGAAAUUGUAUAGGUGGAGCAAAAACAGGCUCAGGUAAAACUAUAGCUUUUGCACUUCCUAUUUUGCAAAAAUUAUCAGAAGACCCAUAUGCAGAUCAAUUUAAAGUAUUAGGUAAAAGUAUAAAUCUUAAAAGUAGUGUAAUAGUAGGUGGACUUGACAUGAUGAAUCAAGCAAUUGAAUUGUCAAGAAAACCACAUAUAGUGAUUGCCACACCAGGACGUUUAGUAGGUCAUAUAAAUAAUAGUGGUGUAAAAUCAAAUCUUGCUAGAAUUAAAUUUUUGGUUCUUGAUGAAGCAGAUUUUUUAUUAACCGAUACAUUUACAAAAGAUCUUAAAAUUAUAUUUGAUUCAAUACCUGAAACUCGUCAAACAUUAUUAUUUACAGCAACAAUGACAGAAAAUAUUCUAGAAUUAAAAAAUUCCCCAAAAAAUCCUUUUAUUUAUCAAGUAAAAUCAAGUAUUUCAACAGUGUCAAAACUUUUACAAUAUUAUAUAUUCAUACCAUCACAUGUAAAAGAGCCUUAUUUAAUUUAUUUAUUAAGAUCAAAAAUUAAUGAUGAACUUUUAUCAAAUAAAUCAGUAAUAAUAUUUUGCAAUCGUUGUCGAACAGCAGAAAUGUUAAGAGUGAUGUUGAUAGAAUUAGGAUUAAGAUGUACAAGUUUACAUUCUACCAUGAGUCAACAAGAAAGAUUAAAUAGCUUGGGAAAAUUUAAAGCUGAAGUAAUUAAAAUAUUAAUAUCUACAGAUGUUGAUCCAACUGAUUACAUUCAUAGAGUUGGCAGAACUGCAAGAGCUGGUAGAGGUGGAUUGGCAAUAUCAAUUAUGACUGAACAUGAUAUAAAAUCAAUUCAUAAUAUUGAAAAUAGAAUAAAAGAGUGGGAAAUCAAUGAAAAUAAAGUAAUCGAAACAUUAAAUGAAGUAUCUGCUGCUAAACGUGCUGCUAAUAUGCAACUUCAUGACACUAAAUUUGGAGAAAUUAAAGAAAUUCAGAAAAAGAAGAGAGAGAUAGAAAAUGGUAGUUAUGAUGAUAAUAAGAUUAAUAAUAAAAAAGUAAAGAAAGUUAAUAAAUCUAAAGAAGGCACUAAUAAAUACAAUGAAGAAUCAAAUGAUCCUAAUGUACUAGAAUUUUGGGAUUUAGUUAAAAUCACAAUAAGUAAUUAUUCAUACAUUGAAGCCUUACGUAGUUUAUCAAAGCUACAAUAUAAGGAGGAUGUUAAUCUAGUAACACGAAUAAUUGCAGGAAAUAUCAAAAAUACAAAGCUAAUAAAAAAUGAUCCACUUUUGUCAGGGAUUAUUGAUGUAAUAUUUUUACAGAGUAAUAUUGUUAGUGAAUUAAAGAUGGGAAAUGUUUUUGAUGACGUAAAUCAAGGCUUAUCUAUUGAUGAUCUUCCAGAUGGAUUAGAGGAGUUCAACAGAGAAUACAUGAAUAAGAAUGAACGCUAUAACAUACCUGAAAAAUAUUUUGAAUCAGAAUUUUUUGAUUUGUUUAUUACAUGCAGGAAUUUUGUAUCUCAUUUCAUAGGAAUAAAAAAAAUAAGAAUGUACUCUAGAAAUGAAGAAAUACUAGAAUCCACAUGGUCUCAUGAUGGAAUAAAUCCAAUCACUCGGCUAAUAUUUUAUGAUAUUUAUGACUUGACUUAUCAAUGGCAAGUCUUUAAAUAUUGUUAUUCUCUAUUUAUUUUAUAUGAUCUCUUAUUGUUAUUCAUAAAUUUUCAUAGGGACAAUAACAUGAGUGAGGCUACAAGAGAAAGAAACGAUGAUACAAAUGGCCCAUGGAAAAAGCCUGACCUACAUGGUUACAUAUUUGGAAAAUUUUUAAAUUGGGAAAUAUGUUAUGGUGAAAUCAGUAAUGGUCUGAGAAAAAGAAACACAAGCUGUACUGAUCAUAUAAAAAAUGAUCACAAUAAAUUACUAAAGUUUGCUAAAGAUGGUUGGGAUAAGAUGAUAAAUUCAUUCAAGAAUAAACCCACUGAUAUUAAUUUUUUCUACUCUUUAGGAACCAUCGUUGAAAUUUUCAUUGUGGAUAGGAAAUAUUAUCCCUUACAUAGAGCUCGUAGACUAUGUUGUAUAUAUAUACCAUUGGAUGAUAACAAUGAAUCAUUUACAGAGACAAUUAUUUCACUAAUCUGCAUCAUAUAUUCAGUAAAUCAAAGAUUGAAAAAAUCACUAAAUAUCAUAAAUGAGAUAGAACAAACAUCAUUUCAGGAAUUACACAACGUUGAAAAGAAUGAUUUAGUUACAAUUCUUACUUAUGAUAGUGAUUGA